This is a messenger RNA of Cinclus cinclus, 2860 nucleotides long. It is a transcript of the gene COL13A1, whose product is annotated as collagen type XIII alpha 1 chain. The coding region runs from base 1 to 2505 and encodes 834 amino acids. The transcript has 45 exons. NCBI's taxonomy places the organism in Eukaryota, Metazoa, Chordata, Aves, Passeriformes, Cinclidae. The record is from RefSeq and is a predicted model, not a curated record.
AUGUUGGAGGAGAAGAGCUGGAAAGGCGUCGACGAAGCAGCUUUUGACAGGGGGUGUGUGGCUCCCCCCAGGAGCGGCGAUGGGGAGAGAUGCUGCCGCCUCCCUCUGCUGCUGGGCUCGGGGCUGCCCGGCGUCUCCCUGCUCUCUCUGGUGCUCAGUCUCCUGCUGUACUUUCGGACCUCCGACCUGCAGUCCCGCGUGUCCCACUUGGAAGCGGACAGACCCACACAGCUCCCUGCCUGGCUCUCGGCAGACCAAAUGGAGACAGCUAUUUUGGGAAGAGUUGACCAACUGCUCAAUGAGAAAUUAAAGUUCCACUUGCCAAGACAUCGAGAAGUUCGAGACACACACCAGCGAUGCAACUGCCCGGCAGGCUCACCCGGACUGGCUGAACGGCCAGGCCUUCAAGGGGACAAAGGUGCGAUGGGAAUCCCUGGGCGGCCGGGACUAAAAGGGCAAUCUGGAGAGAAGGGUGCUCCAGGAGAAGCUGGCAUGUCUAUCAUCGGGCCCAGAGGUCCACCCGGACAGCCUGGAACAAGAGGUUUUCCUGGAUUCCCGGGCCCUAUUGGCUUGGAUGGCAAACCGGGCCAUCCUGGACAGAAGGGAGAGAUGGGUGCUGCAGGUCCCAGGGGACAACCCGGACCCCCAGGACAAAAAGGAGAGAAGGGUCAGUGUGCAGAGUACCCGCACAGGCUGCUGCCUCUCCUCAAUUCAGUGCGGCUGGCUCCACCUCCGGUCAUAAAGAGACGCACUUUCCAGGGUGAACAAGGACAAGCGGGGAUCCAAGGUCCCCCGGGGCCCCCUGGUCCCCCAGGGCCUGCUGGACCAGCCGGACCUGAAGGAAUCCCAGGACGUCCUGGGCCAAUUGGACCCCCUGGCAGAGCGGGAGAACCUGGAAAGCCUGGCAGAGAUGGAAAGGGCUUACCUGGGCCUCCUGGACCAAAGGGAGACACUGGGAUUCAGGGAUACCCUGGCAGAAAGGGUGAGGUGGGUGAGUCAGGCUUGCCCGGUGCCCGUGGCCUCCCUGGAGCCUCUGGCCCCAAGGGUGAAAAAGGGGAUGCUGGCAUAAAGGGGGAGAGAGGCAUGCCAGGGCUGCCAGGAAGACAUGGCUCUAAGGGCGCUCCUGGGAUGGCCACCGCAGGGAUGAAGGGCGAGCCUGGGACUCCAGGAGAAAAGGGAGAUUCUGGAGUGCCAGGGAGGAUGGGCCCCCCAGGUUUGCCAGGGAAGAGGGGGCAGCGGGGUGAGAAAGGACGAGCCGGUGACCCUGGGCUUCCUGGACUCCCUGGCCCUAAGGGAGAGAAGGGAAUUGCUGAGAAUGCCUUGGUGGGAGCUAAAGGAGAACCUGGCCCUCCAGGUCUGCCUGGACCCCCUGGACCAAAGGGAGAAGCUGGUGAUGUUGGUCAGCCUGGUGCUACAGGAUCACAGGGAGAAAAGGGGGAACGUGGUUCACCGGGAGACCAGGGACCCAUGGGCCCCAGGGGUCCCAAAGGAGAGCCUGGGAAGGACGAAAUGAUGGACUAUGAUGGGAACAUCAGUGAAGCUCUCCAGGAAAUACGAACUUUGGCCUUGAUGGGACCCCCAGGACGUCCAGGUGUGGCUGGACCUCCAGGGCCACCAGGACAGAAGGGUGAAAUUGGCUUGCCGGGUCCUCCAGGCCAUGACGGAGAAAAGGGACCACGUGGCAAGCCCGGAGAAACGGGCCCCCCUGGCCCUCACGGACUGCCAGGAAAGGAUGGACCCCCUGGAAUAAAGGGAGAGCCAGGCCAUGUCGGGGUCAGAGGAGAAAAGGGCGAUAAGGGAGAGCCAGGACAAGCGGGCUCACCGGGUCUAGAUGGCCCCACUGGAGAGAAAGGAGACCAAGGGAUACCAGGACCAUCAGGAUUGCCAGGGCCCAUUGGACUUCCAGGACUGACAGGAGAGAAGGGUGAGCCUGGGGAGCGUGGGGACAAAGGAAUUCCAGGAGAAUCGAUAUCUGGGCCCCCUGGACCCCAAGGCCCUCCAGGACCUCCAGGUCUCCAGGGUGUUCCCGGACCCAAGGGGGAAGCAGGGAUUGAUGGAGUGAAAGGAGAGAAGGGUGCCCAGGGUGAAAAAGGAGACAGAGGGCCACUGGGAUUACCCGGUGCUUCAGGUUUAGACGGCAGGCCUGGACCACCGGGUAUUCCAGGACCAAUUGGUGUUUCGGGACCAGCAGGACCAAAAGGAGAAAGGGGCAGUAAAGGAGAUCCUGGAGUUGCAGGACCAAUGGGGCCCGCAGGGCUUCCUGGUUUACAAGGUCUACCUGGUGACAAGGGAGUCCGGGGGGAGAGGGGCAAGAAAGGCUCUAGAGGGUCUAAAGGGGAUAAGGGAGACCAAGGAGCACCUGGAUUAGAUGCACCCUGUCCGUUGGGUCUCCGAGGUUUUAAAGGCGAGAAGGGUGAGCCGGGGCUACCUGGGCUGGACGGCCUGGAUGCCCCAUGCCCAUUGGGGGAAGAUGGCCUUCCAGUUCAAGGCUGCUGGAAUAAGUGAUGAUUCUAACCCUGGACUGACCUGUGUGUGUUACUGUACAUAGAAUAUUUAUUUUUAUACGGUGUUCUUCUCUGAAAUGCCAAAAGUUAUGCAUUUUUACAAAUUAUCAGAAAGUGGCAUAUUUUUUGUACAGAAAAUAUGAGAUCUCCCUCUUUUCCCAUUUGUCAGUUCUCAGUAUGAUUCUAUGUCUGCGUUACCCUUGUUUUGUCAUGGAGUACAGCUGUAAUAUUUACAUGGUAUUUGUGCACACAUGAUGAAUAUAGGAACUUAAUAAAUUAUUGCAUUAAAAGUGCCCAAAGGAACUGCCCUGUAUAGAUUUAAAGGUCAUUUUCAUUUUUCAAGCUGGAUCAUUCAA